AUGUUCCUGCUGUUUCUAGGCUUACUGGCCCUGAUCUACUUCGGGUGGAGUAUGGUUAUGAUGGAGAUUAACUAUCGCCGGGCGUCCGCUAUGGGCAUUCCCGUCGUGCGUUUGUGCAUUGACUCCCAGAACUUACUUUGGAUGAUUCUCGAGCCCCAUGUGUGGCCAUUGCUCGACAAGUUGUCUUUCACCUUUGGCAGCUUCGGGCGUUAUUCGCGUCGAGGGUGGUUUUUUCUUGAUCGAGGAGAUUCAGAUCGUCGCUAUGGACCGAUUUGGGCUCUUGCCACUCCGCGUGAGAUCACCGUUAUUGUGGCUGAAUCUGAGGCUAUCCACAACAUUUUUCAAAGACGAAUGGACUUUGUUCGUCCAAGCAUCAUGUAUAAGGUGUUAGAAGUCUAUGGUCCCUGUAUCUCCACAGCUAAUGGACCGGACUGGGCACGCCAUCGAAAGAUCGUGGCGGCUCCAUUCAACGAAGGCAUCAUGUCUUAUACAUGGGACGAAAGUGUCGAGCAAGCUUGCCAAAUGCUCGAUGUAUGGGCUGGUGAGGAGUCGAGCGAGAUCAGCAGCGUCCCAAGGGAUACACGCACGGUGUCAUUAAACGUUCUGGCUGCAACUGGAUUUCGCAAAUCGUACCCUUUCCGCAAUGCCCAUGAUCAGAGUGGCCCAGCCAACUACCGUGACUCCUUGCAAACUAUUCUCGACAAUGCAAUUUUAUUGAUGGUUGCCCCACGAAAUAUUCUAUGUCUGCCGUUUGCGCCAAAAGGGUGGAAAAGACUUGGCAAGGCAGCCAAGGAUUUUAAAAAUCACAUGGUUACGAUGCUCAAUGACGAGACCAAGGCCUUGAAUGAAGGAAAGCCUGGUUCCGGAAGUCUAAUGACGACUUUAGUACGAGCCAUGGAUAUCGAGAACAAGAGUCCCAAAAGCGAGAUGUCUGGUGCGUCAUCCAAAGGACUCUCUAUUGAUGAGAUUUUUGGUAAUAUCUUUGUGAUCAACUUUGCUGGUCACGAUACGACGGCCAACACCCUGAGUUUUGCGAUAUUACUCUUGUCUGCGUACCCAGAGGUGCAAGAUUGGGUAGCAGAAGAGCUGCAAUCAAUCCCGGAAAAUACCAAGGGACAUUAUUCCGAUAUAUUUCCCAAGCUUAAUCGAUGCAGAGCGAUUAUGCUCGAAACUCUCCGACUCUUCCCGCCAGUUCCAUCUCUCCCGAAGUUGACAUACGGCUCUCCCCAAUCUCUAAAAGUGAAAGACAAGACCAUAGUGAUCCCUCAAAAUUCCGGACUGCUCAUCAACCUCAUCAAUACCCACAUAAGCUCAAACUACUGGGUUGAUCCAUUCUCCUGGAAGCCAGCACGAUGGAUCACAACCUCAUCUGCAUCCGAGUCUGACGCAGCGCUCUUGCUAGAAACUGGGCGAAUCCUUACUCCGAAGUUGGGAUCAACUGCACCAGCUGAUGAGCGGAUUGUCACCCCGGCACGGUGCACCUAUUUUCCCUGGGCUGAUGGCGGGCACAGCUGUCCUGGUAACAAGUUCUCCCAGGUAGAAUUUGUGGCAGUCAUGGCCAAGGUGUUACGUUACCAUCGCGUGCGCGCUAUUCCUAAACCAGGAGAAACGUGUGGGCAGACUCGUGGCAGAAUUCUAGCUACCACUCAAGAUGUCGAUCUCCAGCUGCUUUUGCGGAUGAGAGAUGCUGAUCAAGUGCGGUUAUCGUGUGUACGGGUCUGA
This is a messenger RNA of Penicillium lagena, 1722 nucleotides long. Its product is annotated as cytochrome P450. Gene Ontology annotation, molecular function: monooxygenase activity; iron ion binding; heme binding. The coding region runs from base 1 to 1722 and encodes 573 amino acids. The transcript has 3 exons. Lineage: Eukaryota; Fungi; Ascomycota; Eurotiomycetes; Eurotiales; Aspergillaceae. The record is from RefSeq and is a predicted model, not a curated record.